AUGACGCAAAUCAACCUGCCUCCCGAUCUUCCUCCCAUCCCCAACCGCGGCAUGCACAGAGACGUUGCUCAACAUGCAGCACCUACCAAUGAUCGCCUCAUCGUCAGCUGCAGGAUGCCGAGCGGCACCACUCAGCAAGACACCAACUUGAUCCUGGACAACAUCUGCCAGCUGCUGUGUUUGGAGAUCACCAGCCACGCCCCCUUCCAGGAAGACACGAGAGAUCAAGCCGCGUACCAUGUUGGCUGGCACGAUGCAAUCCAUUCCCUCCGUCAUCUGAUCCUCUCCCGCGACCAUAGUUCGGAGGCUCGGACUCGCAUCGACGGCAUCCCCUUGGCGCCGGAGUUCAACGAGUCCGUUUCUCUGUCGGAUGCCACCGACAUGCUCAUGUCGACCUUCCAGCCGUUCGCAAUGACUCCGUCCAGUCCCAUCUCGAGAGAGAUGGGAAAGAAGAAGGAGCCCCAGGCCAGCCUAUUUCCAUCUGGCGGCUUGUUCUCGCCCGUCUCUGUUCACAGUCGCCGCCCUGACGGACCUUGCGACAUGAGAUUUCUCAACGAGGACGUGCCGUCCAAUCGCUCCCCCUUCAACAGCAGCGACUCGUCGAGCACCCCUUUCAACACCCCCUCCAGCUCGGCCCUCAGCUCUCCAAUCGACACCGUCCUUCGCAACGUCCUCACCGCCCCCCGAGACCAGUCCGGCCCCGAGACCAACCGCCUCAACCAAUCCAAAAUCAUCAAUGGCAUCGAUACCACCAAGCUUCUCAUGCUGUACGAGCGAGAGGCUCGGGUCUCGGAGCACAGAAUUAUCACCGAGCUCGCCAGGUCCAACAUCCUUCGGCAGUCCAUCCUGCAGGACCGCUUCUUCGGUAACGUCCCGUCCUUCGAGACAGAUGCCGUGGAAGUCGAGGAGUUCGGCGCCGAGAUCAACGAGCCCUUUGUCGGCGCGCCGCAGCAGAAGAGGGCGAUCAGCGAAGCUCGACAAACGUUUCUGGAAUGGUCCCGCAAUGAGCCGUCCUACAAGAGGAUGUUGAAGCCGUCCUUAUACCAUCCUCCCGAGACGAGGAGACAACCGCGCACCGGCCCGACGCCGGUAUCAGCCUCGACAUGCAAUCUGUUCGGCAGCAGCAGUACUUCCGGCGCCGGCUCCAGCAAUUCUUCAACCGGUCUGUUCGGCGGCCGAUCCUCCUCGACCUGCAAUCUGUUCGGCAGCAGCGGCACUUCCGGUGCCGCUUCCAGCAAUUCUUCAACCGGCCUCUUCGGCGGCCGAUCCUCCCCGAUGCCCUGGACUUCCGGCGCUGGCUCCGGCAAUUCUUCAACCGGCCUGUUCGGCGGCCGAUCCUCCUCGCUAUUCGGCACUUCUGGCGUCAGCUCCAGCAAUCCUCCGACCGGCGGCCUGUUCGGUGGCCCGUCCACACCGAUUCCUGCUCGUUCCAGUACCUCUCGAGAGGCUGAGGUCGGUAUUUCUGGCGUCAGCUCUGGCAGUUCUUCGACCGGAGGUUUUUUCGGAAACCUGUCCGCGUCGAUGCCUGCUCGAUCCAGUACCUCUCGAGAGAUCGGUAUGCCUGGCGUCAGCUCUGGCAGUUCUUCGACCGGAGGUCUGUUCGGUAACCUGUCCGCGCCAAUGCCCGCUCGUUCCAGCACUCCUCGGGAGACCGGGUUCGGCACUCCCCUCGUCAACUCCAGCAGCUCUCCAACAGGUGUCGUCUGGGGCGGCCUGAACGCGCCGCUACCUGCCCAUCUCCAUCCCGCCAAAGACACCGACAUCGAGAGGGAGAUCAGAGCAGAGAGCAUCGUCUGUGGACCCACCUUGCGCGUCCACAUCAACAUGUUCGGAACCGAAACCUUCUCUCGCAGUCUUCUGCCCCAUCUUCCCACAGUCGGCGGAUGCAAGCCUCAGCCCGUCGGCCGGUUUCCAUGGGAGAGAUCUGCACUCCCGAGCGAUACAGACGGGUUUAGCACCUCCGACUGGGCCGCGUCCUGUCGCAAGCUCCUCGCGCUGGAACGAGCAGAGCUCCUCGCCGAAGAGAGAGAGAGACUGCGCUCUCUAAGCCCGGCUCGCACGCCAACGAGCAGCAGCAUGCCUGAACGCCUCUCCCCGUUCGGAGAACCAAGGAGAAAGGACGUUUUUACUCAUCCUGAAACUGGCCUUGUCCCCGUCAGUUCAUCGCUACCCCUCGGAAACGUCACCAAAACCGACACCACCGCCUCGCCCGAGCCCGUGGAGCUGCCUGCUUCCACUAGCUUCGAUCGCAACGCUCCUCCCCCCGAGCCCAACAGCGCCGAGUACGCCGCCAACUCCGUGAAACCCCUGUUCUCCCAGAUUACCCCGUCUGACGCCCCCAAGAGCCCGUCAUCCCACUCUCUUCGCAGCCGCCGUGGUGAAUACGACGUCAACCCCCUCAUCAACCUCCAGACGGCGACUCGGCCUCUCCCCUCCCAACGCCCAGUCGCUGCUGCGGCCUCGCGACACAGCCCGUCGAUGACGCGCUCAGAGCUGCCGCCUGCGGGUCUUUCCUCACCCACUUCGCUGGCUAGCAUCACAUCGUCCACCCCAAGCUUGUUCCAGAUGCCCGGCCAGUUCCCCAUCCAACAAGAUUCCCGGCCGGUUCCCCUGGUCGAGGUGCCCACGGACCAGAGCGAGGAGGAAGACAGCGAGCUGCCCAAGAUCGUACUGACGUCGGCCGACUCUUCGGACAAUGAGGAGGAAGACCUGUGA
Molecule: messenger RNA, 2715 nt
Organism: Colletotrichum karsti
Lineage: Eukaryota; Fungi; Ascomycota; Sordariomycetes; Glomerellales; Glomerellaceae
Exons: 1
Coding region: 1-2715 (904 amino acids)
Source: RefSeq, a predicted model, not a curated record